This is a messenger RNA of Ostertagia ostertagi, 810 nucleotides long. Lineage: Eukaryota; Metazoa; Nematoda; Chromadorea; Rhabditida; Trichostrongylidae. The record is from the annotation of a GenBank genome assembly.
UAUUUUCUUAGAGCGAUCUUCUUUUUUAUAUGGUCAUCACUUCAAGUUGUGAUUUUACUGCACAAUUCGUAUAGGAAUGGGUACAACCACAUCGUUGUGUUUCCGCUGUAUCCACACUUCUCAUGUGCACGCUCUGGAUUUCUUCUCAACGAAGUCGAACGAGUAUUGCAAACGUUCACCGUACCAGCCAACGUGGAUGAUCGUGAAGUGCUAUGCGAGAGAAUCGUGCCGAAAUCGAGCAGCUCCUUUCAUGUGUCGGCAUUGCAUCGGUGGAGCAAUCAUCCGAUUGUGAGCGAGUAUUGGCUCGACAUCAUUCAAAAACACCGUGAUGACGUCGGUGGUGUUGUGUUCUGCGUGCCAUCAAUUCGAGGUUACAAUAGUGAAACCUACCGGCGAUCUGUGUGGUCAACAUGUGAACGCAUCAUGGCUGGAUUAGAUGACAGCUAUCCUUGGCGUCUAAGUUUCUUCAACGCAUGGGACCAAUGGAAUUUACCUCUUCGAGACUCCGUCAAAGCCCAGACAAAACGUCUCACUGCUUACGUAGCUUCUGGGAAGCAAAUAGCGCUGAUUCCUGUAUCUUCAAUACUUCCCGACUUCAACACAUUUUCUGUUUUACCCAAUAUUACCAAGUCUUUGGAAAAAGUGGUGCUAGUACAACCUCAAGUCGACAACCCCUUGUUGAUACAAGGUGUGGUGGAAGUAAUCAAAAACCACCUUCUUGGCCGGAGGGACGCUCAAUUACGAGAUCGUUGUGAUUGGUGUAUUAAUAAGCAGUGUGAAUACAUGAGAUAUACGCUCACAGAUAGCUGA